UUUGGAGAAUUGACAUUAUACUUGUCCACAAAAACUCCGUCAAGGAAUGAGACGAGAGAUAUGGCAAUGAAUCGAUGUCUGUUUUGAGUUUUGAAAGAAUGUGGCACUUCAACAAAAUACACUUGACUCUAGUUGCAAUUGUUAUCACUACCUUUGUGGUGUUUUUUGGUAUUGAUUCAUUAGAGGGUGUAAAAUUGGUGUCUAGAUUAAAUUAUCAAAGGAUUCAAAAAGGACAUUCAAGAUCAACCCUUUCAUCAUACAAGGAUGAGGGAAGACACAAAUCGCCUAAAAGAAGAUCAAUGCAAGGAGGUAGAAAUUUGGAGAAGGUUGAAGCAAGUCUUGCAAAAGCAAGAGCUUCGAUAAAACAAGCCUUGUUAAGAAUCAAUGACACUUUGCCUCUUGAGGAUUCUCAUGAUUAUAUUCCACAAGGUGACAUCUACAGGAACGCCUUUGCUUUUCAUAGGAGUUACUACUUAAUGGAGAAGCUCUUUAAAAUCUUUGUGUAUGAAGAGGGAGAGCCUCCACUUUUUCAUUAUGGUCCUUGCAAGAAUAUAUAUUCAAUGGAAGGAAUAUUUAUAAACUUAUUGGAAAGCAAUACUCAGUUUAGGACUCAGAAUCCAGAUGAGGCUCAUGUUUACUUUCUUCCAUUUAGUGUUGUUAUGAUCCUUGAGCAUCUCUUUCACCCUGUUAUUCGUGACAAAGCUGUAUUGGGGAGAACUAUUGGUGAUUAUGUUCAUAUCAUAUCCCAUAAAUAUACAUAUUGGAAUAGAAGUUAUGGAGCUGACCAUUUCAUGCUUUCUUGUCAUGAUUGGGGACCAAGGGCAACUUGGUAUGUUAAGGAAUUAUAUUUCAUUGCAAUUCGAGUACUAUGCAAUGCAAAUAUCUCUGAGCAUUUCAAUCCAAAAAAAGAUGCAUCAUUUCCUGAAAUCAAUUUAGUAACAGGUGAAACAACAGGUCUAAUUGGUGGCUAUCCACAAUGGAACAGAACAAUUCUGGCUUUCUUUGCAGGACAAAUGCAUGGUAGAAUUAGACCAAUGCUUUUCCAACAUUGGAAGAACAAAGACAAAGAUAUGUUAGUUUAUGAAAAACUUCCCGAAAAUGUUUCAUAUCAUGAAACAAUGAAGAUGAGUAAAUAUUGUAUUUGUCCAAGUGGUUAUGAAGUGGCUAGUCCAAGAAUUGUUGAGGCAAUUUAUGCUGAAUGUGUGCCUGUUAUAAUAUCUCAAAAUUAUGUGCUUCCUUUUAGUGAUGUUCUUGAUUGGGAUUGUUUUUCUGUUCAGAUUCAAGUGAGUGAAAUUCCUAAGCUUAAGGAAAUUUUGUUGGGUAUAUCAGAGGAAAAAUAUGUGAGAUUGUAUGAGGGAGUUAAGAAAGUGCAAAGACAUUUUGUGAUGAAUAAUCCUCCUAAGAGAUAUGACGUGUUUCAUAUGAUUGUUCAUUCUAUAUGGCUUAGGAGAUUGAAUGUGAUUGUGAAAUAAGUAAUGAUGUCAUUGUUGUUCUCUCAA
Cicer arietinum (chickpea) is the source of this 1499-nucleotide messenger RNA. Its product is annotated as probable glycosyltransferase At3g07620. Gene Ontology annotation, molecular function: glycosyltransferase activity. The record is from RefSeq and is a predicted model, not a curated record. Lineage: Eukaryota; Viridiplantae; Streptophyta; Magnoliopsida; Fabales; Fabaceae.